AGUAAUGAAUAUUUGAUUCAAUAUGGCCUCCCUCCCCGCUGUUCACUUUCUCAAGAAGUAUGUAAACAUUAUAAAUUUUAAGCCACUACGUGGCAUAUAUACUACCUAAUCCACGGCUGUGGUCAAGAAAGCUUCUUGUCUGACAAAUUGUCAAAUUUAGAGAUGCUAUGAUGAUGUAUUUGAGUGGUAUAGUUCAUGAUUAGGUCUCUCGAAGUGGACGAUUAAUCAAGUUUAACUUGACCAGCAAACAACAAAAACAUGAGAACUAUCUAUAUGGUGGCCUUUACAUUGGCCUGGGUGGUUAUUUUUGUUGUUCCUAGCGCACUAUACAUCAGACGAAAAAUUAGUGGCGAGGAAGAAUUCCCGAAAGAAGCAACUUUGCAAUUGAAAGAAUAUAUCAGACAUAUCAGUUCAAAGGUAAAUGGACAUAAAGAAACAAUGGAUAAAGCCAUUAAUGACCUCUCAGAGAAGUUCAACGAAUCACUUCAGAGAAUGAAUAAUAAGAUAUCCUCCUUACAACAAGUACUGCAUGAAAAACGAAGCAGCAUGGCAGAUAAGAUAUCUGAACUCCGCUUUACUUCAGACAAGUCAGAAUCAAACACCUCUACACCUACAAAUUCGCUAACCUUUAAUAGUAAAGGUGAUAUAAGUCAGGGUGAUAGGUGUGUCGAUACGAUGGAGCGGACUGAGGGAGGAUUCCCUGAGCUUUUUGCUUGUCAUCAAAAGGGUGGCAAUCAGGAAUGGGAAUACACCUCAGACAACCAACUAAAGAACCCAUUACGAGGAGACUGCCUUACAGCACCACCCAACAAAGAAAAGACAAUAAUAGAGUUAAGGCAAUGCUCCUCAGACAGCCCACUUCAGAAAUGGGAGAGAUCAGGAGAGAGCAUCAAGCUGAUAGGGUCUGACCGAUGCCUGGAUGUGCACAGUGAUGGUAUUGUUGCUGUAAGAGCCUGUGACCAGAACGCAGCGACACAAAAAUGGAAGUUUUCCCAAUAAUACUUUCCUCAAAAUGACAGUCUGUUUUAAUAUGCACGUUUUUCAAGCCGCAUGUUGUUCAUAUGUAAAGAGAUAGUAAAUGUACGCAGAUGAGUAAAUGAACGCAGAUGGUAUGUCGAAUACACAAAAAACUGAUAUUCGAUUCUGCCUAAUUUUCGUCUUUAAUAAGACUUCUUCAGGCAGUCUGCCCUGAAGAGGUCUUAUUAAAGUCGAAAAUUUGGCAGAGCCGAAUACCAGUAUUUGGUGUAUUGUAUUUUUUCUUCUGGUUCACGAAACCGACAAUUUUGUAAUUGUUCAGAUGGUAUGUAGCAUAUAGUAUGUAUUUCUACAUUGAAUGUUAUCUUUUCAAUUAAAAAAUAUGGUUAUCACAA
This is a messenger RNA of Nematostella vectensis (starlet sea anemone), 1370 nucleotides long. RefSeq lists its product as uncharacterized. Gene Ontology annotation, cellular component: Golgi apparatus. The record is from RefSeq and is a predicted model, not a curated record. The transcript is spliced from 6 exons. The coding region runs from base 259 to 999 and encodes 246 amino acids. NCBI's taxonomy places the organism in Eukaryota, Metazoa, Cnidaria, Anthozoa, Actiniaria, Edwardsiidae.